GAAAAGCUCCCAGCACGGCAAUGGCCGAGCAUGGCGCGGCACAGCCGCCGCAAAGUGGCAAGAACAGUAGCGAGCCAGCGGAGUACCAGCUGAAGAAGUACCUGCUGCUCCUGGCCACCCUGGUGGCGACGGUGACCUACGCGGCGGGGCUCAACCCGCCGGGGGGUUCCUGGCUUGAGGACACGCCGGCCAAAGGGCAGCUCGCCGGCGACUCCAUCCUCCGGGAGACCAACUACAUCCGCUACAUCGUCUUCUACUGCUUCAACGCCAUCUCCUUCGCCGCGUCGGUCGUCGUCAGCCUCCUCCUCCUCCUCCUGCACCGGGACGACCAGGGCAGCUGGCUGCUCAAGCUCACGCGGGCGGUGAUGGUGGUCGACCUGCUCGGCCUCAUGGGGGCCUACGCCGCCGGAGGCAGCCAGGACAAGUUCACCACCAUUUGCGCCGCCGUGCUGGUCGGAGGCACUUUUGCCGGCGUGGUCUUCGCCGUCCCCAAAUUGUUCACUAGACAAGAGAGGGGAGAGUUGGUCGACAAUGACCUCGAGAAGCACGAGAUCGUGAUGGUGCUCGCCAUCUUCGUGGCGACCAUCGCCUACGUGGCCGGGCUGAACCCGCCCGGUGGCUUCUGGCGGGGCACCGAGGCCGCCGGCGAACCGAUGCUGCAGGGCCUCCACCCCAUUCGCUACAAGUUCUUCUUCUUCAGCAACACCACAGCCUUCAUCACGUCCCUGCUGGCCAUCACCGUCACCGUGCACUGCGAGAAGUUCCACCUCAAGGAUAUCGAGGUUCCGCUCUAUGGGCUCAUCAUCACGGCCAUCUUGGGCCUUGGGGGCGCCUACGCCACCGGGAGCUGCAGGGACAGCAGGCACACCAUCUAUGUCCUCGCCCUAAUCGUCCCAGUUCUUGUCUGCAUCUUCCUCCAGCGAGUUCUUGCCAUCAACUUCGGUUGCAUUCUUAUCAGGACUAGCAAAAAAAAGCGCGAUGAUCUUCUGGACAAGACUCGUGAAUUCAUCCAGUUGCUUGCCACUCUUGCGGCGACCGUUGCUUACCAAGCUGGAGUAGAUCCACCGGGUGGCGUCUGGGCAGACAGUGGGGAGGGCCAUACUGUAGGAGACCCAAUACUCCUGACAACACACCCUCGGCGUUACAGGGUCUUCUUCUACUUCAACUCGGCCGCUUUCGCGGCCUCCCUGGUCAUCAUGGUGAUGUUGCAGAACGAACGACUCCUGAUAGCCCAUGCGCUGGAGGCAACCCUUAUACUGGAUCUGUUCUGCCUCAUAGGCGCAUACGCUGCCGGAAGUUGCAGGGACACAGGCACCUCCGUCUACACUCUUGCCUUGGCUGGUGGCGUCCUCGUCUACGUGGUGAUCCACAUCGUCUUCUUCACACUAGACCUCAGUAAGAAGCCUGAGAGAAGUGAGUUGGAGAAGAAGCAUGAACAAGACAAGCUGGAGAAGAAGCGUGAGGUGCUGCUGCUUCUUGCAAUCUUGGCUGCAACGCUCACCUACCAAGCCGGCUUGACCCCGCCGGGCGGCUUAUGGGAGAACGAUAGGUUUGGGCACCGAGCCGGCUUCCCGGUCCUCCAAGACAAGUACCCUCGCCGUUACAAGGCCUUCUUCUACUGCAAUGCAGCAAGCUUCAUGGCAUCCGUGGCUCUCAUCGUCCUCCUCCUGAACCCUACUCUGUAUGGACCAGGCAUAAGGUGCUAUGCACUCUUCGUCUGCAUGGUAGCGGGCAUGUUCGGCCUCAUCGGUGCCUACGCUGCUGGGAGCUCCCUACAUCUGGGAACCUCCAUCGUUGACUUAGCAUUGGUUCUUGCAGUUUUUUCGUUUGUAGCCUAUGUGGUAAUCAUCCGCCAUAGCCAGAAGAACAAAGCAGCUGGGACUGGGAGCCAAAGCCAAGCUGAGCCUUCGAAACCCAGUGGUGCAGCAAGUAAUGAUCAGCAUGGUGAGGCUUCAAAGCAGGAGCAGAAGAUGAUGGCCAAGUACCUGAUGCUGGUAGGAAUACUGGCAGCGAGCGUGACUUACCUGACAGGCCUAAAACCACCUGGUGGCCUGUGGAGGGAAGACGACGGCAAUGGCCACUCCGCAGGCAACCCGGUGCUCUACAACAUUGACAAGCAUCGGUACAACGCUUUCUUCUACAGCAACUCCACUUCCUUCAUGGCUUCCAUCACCGUCAUCGCCUUGCUCCUUUCACGGAUGAUACUGUUCGACAGCAAGAAGCCUCUUUGGCCAAUGCAUACAGCCAUGUUGCUGGACAUGCUUGCCCUCCUGGGAGCCUAUGCGGCAGGCAGCGCUCGGGACUGGUGCACAUCCAAGGAUGUCAUCCUGCUGCUCUUCCCUAUUCUGGGCUUCGUCGCGCUUCUCUUCUUCUGGAAGAAACAAGGUGAUAGGGCUACCAUCCCCCAGAAUAUUGCUAAUAACACCACUAAUCACAGUUUAGAUGCUUAAAAGUGAUCCGGUUUCGGAUGAUUCAUGUGUUGAUCCUAUAAUGACGAGUAUGUCACUUAUUUUAAAGAAUAGUCACCACUCUGCUACAUAAAUAAAAGUUGUGACAUUGUCUUUUGUUUGAUUUAAGGUUUUUUGGA
This is a messenger RNA of Setaria italica (foxtail millet), 2587 nucleotides long. RefSeq lists its product as uncharacterized. The record is from RefSeq and is a predicted model, not a curated record. The transcript has 2 exons. The coding region runs from base 21 to 2450 and encodes 809 amino acids. Lineage: Eukaryota; Viridiplantae; Streptophyta; Magnoliopsida; Poales; Poaceae.